CAGACCGUGACGUAGGUCAGCCAUUUUGGGUUGUUUGUUGAGAAGUGAGCAACUUAUUCUUUCAGACGACAAGGAACCGCAGGCCGAGGACAAAAAACGACAGAGGAAACAAAAUUUAUACAUAUAUUGUUUAGUAUGGGGCCGCCAGGGAGCAAAAUCCGAUUCCUAUUGUUUGAAAGAAUGGGGGAUUUCAGUUGGUUUGUCCGUUUAUCUUGACAUGGCUUGUAUUAGGUGUGGAAGCUGACCAGCUAACGUAGCCAACGUUACUGAAAAAGCAAAACAGAGAACAAGUGAAACAAGCUAGCUAAAACCUUAGCUAGCGAGUAAGCUGCCAUCAAGAAAGCACGGAGAACGCAUAUCUGCGGUAUCUGUCUAUCUUGCUUGCUAGCACAGUUGGCUAGCUAGCAUAGCUAGCUGUUCGUAGCGUGUUGUUAGCUUGAUAGCUAGCUUGCUCAUAAUUUAACAACCGAAGGAGUGCAGAUAGCUGGCUAGCUAGCUACGCAUAUAGACUACAAUGGCUGUCGACAUACAUUAAAAUCGUUUUUGAAAAUGGUAGCUAGCUUUCUAGCUAGCUACAGCACGUAGCUAGCUAGUUGAUAGCAUUGCUGGAUAGUGAGUGACGUUAUAACUGAACCAGACUGAGAAUGUAAAAAAACGGAGGGCUGUUUAUAUGGUAGGCCUCGAUUACGCCGAGCAAGAUAAGAUGUAGCUAGCUGGCUGGCUAGUUAGCUAGCUACACUAGUUGCGAAGUAGCUAUCUUUGGGCACUUAAAUUACGCCAUAACUAUGAACGCAGAUACCGGGCCAGGUUUAACACCAGUGAACUCCGCUAUGACUACUCAGUUUUCUUUUGUUUUUCUUGGGGUCAUGCUCUCCUCGAACCUGUUUUUACCUGCCGCGAACCUCUGUACCCCCCAGCCUUUGACGGUAACCCGUUCAUGAAAACGGUCUCGCCAUAUAAAUACGAACAAACACGCCAACCAUGGACGAGGCUGGGAGAAAACCGACUUAGCUAGCCACGUGUAUUGUUUUAUUUUUUGGUUUUGUAUUACGGUAACGUCAGCUAGCCAGCAACGGCUGGGUCAGCAUGUGUUUGGAGGCAUCAUGUAUUGUCAGUUGCAUUUUGUAUAGGAAUAAAUCGCAUCUUAAGUUUAGCUAACUUUACCUCUCUUGGUUAAAGUAGCUGUUUAUGUUAAUCCUCGGUGAGACGGAGUUCAUAAAUUGAAGGGUUUUUGGGCUUACAACUAACUUGAUCCUCCUAUUUUUACAGCAUGGUCUUAACUAAUUAAAUCAAAAUAUUUCCCUAAAUGUAACCCCCUUCCCCUGCGCACCCUUUAGAAAAGAGCAAAACAUGACUUAAGUUGUCAUCAGUCACUUUGUUUAGAAUUAGACUAGCUAUUCCAAUUAGCUGUUGUAGGAGUCUUUGCUUUGUCUUGUUUCCAAAAAGGGAACUCCUCAUUUCACACAAUGUGCUAGUUACGGAUAGUUAAAAGACAGAAAAUAAUACCGCAGAAGGAGAACGACAGCCAUCAAUAUUUCACAAUGGGGGACCCAAACUCCCGAAGAAAACAAACAAUGAACCGACUACGUGCUCAGCUUCGGAAGAAAAAGGAGUCUCUUGCCGACCAGUUUGAUUUUAAGAUGUACAUCGCUUUCGUGUUCAAAGAAAAGAAGAAGAAGUCUGCACUUUUUGAAGUAGCUGAAGUGGUGCCGGUCAUGACCAAUAACUAUGAAGAGAACAUUAUCAAGGGCGUGCGGGAUUCCAGCUACUCGUUAGAAAGUUCUCUAGAGCUGCUGCAGAAGGACGUGGUUCAGUUGCAUGCCCCUCGCUACCAGUCAAUGCGUAGGGAUGUCAUAGGAUGUACCCAGGAGAUGGACUUCAUCCUGUGGCCCCGCAAUGACAUUGAGAAGAUAGUCUGUCUUCUGUUCUCGAGAUGGAAGGGUUCUGAGGAUGAACCUUUUCGGCCUGUUCAGGCCAAGUUUGAAUUUCAUCACGGAGACUACGAGAAGCAGUUCUUGCACGCUGUGAGUCGAAAGGAUAAGGCUGGAAUGGUCAUGAACAACCCCAGUCAGUCUGUGUUCCUCUUUAUGGACAGACAGCACUUACAGACUCCAAAAACCAAGGCCACCGUUUUCAAGCUGUGCAGCAUCUGCCUCUACCUGCCGCAGGACCAGCUGACCUCCUGGGGGGUGGGUGGCAUCGAGGACCACCUCCGUCCGUAUAUGCCAGACUAGGGUCUCCGCCAAGCCAUGCAGGGAAGAUGGCCCAAGAUCACUGCAGCAAGCUCGCCUCCUCGCCUUCACGCCUUUCAUUGAAUACAAGUGAACUUGUGCUUGGAACACUCCUUUUGUGUUAACCUUCUCAUUUUCAUCCUGGAGCUUCUUUCCAUUCGUUCAUUCAUUUUUAUUUUCCUAUCAAAACCGUGAAUUUUGGUUUCAUUUUGCACUGAUUUUUUUGUGUGAUCAUGAAUGAUUGUAAAACUUGCUUAAUUGACAGAAGUGCUACACCAGAUUUCUUAGAAUCGUCAUUCAAAUCUGUUAUGAGGGAGGGCAGGUGAGCUUACGAGGACUGACUUAAACUCAAUUUAAGAUCCUUAAAAAAAUGGGGCGAAAAUUUCUUGUCAACGGUCAAAAGCUGUAGGCAUCACUUUGUAGUUGUGUUUUUCCCUGUUGACACACUCAGUUUUGCUGGAUCUUUAUUUUUUGGGGGGGUGUCUCCCUGCGUUGGCUAAGAAUUAUAUACGAUUUCUUUUGUUAAGGAGAUUCACAUAGGUUAAUGCCUGGCAGACCCAGGAUAAGACCCGGAGCAUGAAUAGCUCAGUGGAAGGUUUGAUGAUAUUGAGAUGCAAAAAUAAGCUGGAAACUGUUUUGGAUGCAUAAGGACACCUUAAUAGCACACAAGCAAUACAUGCACUGUAUUCUGGCUACUGCAAAAAAAAGAUUUUAAUGGGGGAAUGUGAGCUGUUCUAUGUGGGGAAAGUUUAAAAGAGGGUAACACAUGUAACUAGAAAAUAAAGUUGGGGUGAUAAAUUUGUGGAACUGUUAAGAUUUUUUGUUUUUUGAUUGGCUUAAAUCUUGGUUACUUACUGUUUCGGAGCUGCAUUGGGGGGUGGGUAUUUUUAAGCUUGUUUUACUGGGUAAAAGGCACAG
Megalops cyprinoides (Indo-Pacific tarpon) is the source of this 3149-nucleotide messenger RNA. RefSeq names its product chromosome 10 C6orf62 homolog (gene c10h6orf62). The record is from RefSeq and is a predicted model, not a curated record. The transcript is spliced from 5 exons. NCBI's taxonomy places the organism in Eukaryota, Metazoa, Chordata, Actinopteri, Elopiformes, Megalopidae. Bases 1542 to 2234 code for a protein of 230 amino acids.